AUGAGCUCAGUCACGUUAGGCCUCACCGAGGUGACUGGAGCCAAGGGGAGCGUGUGGCUCUCAGGGAGGGAGCAUCCGGGCAGAGGGAUGGCCAUGCAAAGGCGCCAGCAGCAGAGGCUUGCUGCAGCUCUGCCCUGUGCCCUAGGGCUCGGGAUGCUGCUGGCCCUGCCAGGGGCUCUGGGCUCAGGUGGCGCCAACCACGGCGUGGGCUCCAGCUCUGUCACUGUUGUCCUGCUGCUGCUGCUGCUCCUGCUACUGGCCACUGGCCUGGCUCUGGCCUGGUGCCGCCUCAGCCGGGACUCAGGGGGCUACUACCACCCAGUCCGCCUGGGGGCUGCGCUGUGGCAACGCACCUGCCGCCUGCUCUGGGCCAGCCCCCCAGGCCGCUGGCUGCAGACCCGGGCUGAGCAGGGGUCACCAGACAACGACCCAGAGCAGCAGGAGGAUGAGCAGGAGGCAGAAGACGACUACAUUAUGGAUGGUGGCCUGCGGGUGGCCGAAGCCCGGGAGGGCGUGCAGCAGUGCGGAGAGGGGCCCAGCCCAGAGCGGACCCCGGAGCAGGCUGAGGACGCACACAACAGUGAUUCCGAAGGGGGCCUGGGCCUGGGCUCCCAGGGGCCAGCGGGCUCAGGGGGCAGUGCCGAGGCCCUGCUGAGUGACCUACAUGCCUUUUCUGGCAGCGCAGCCUGGGACGACAGCACUGGGGCAGCUGGAGGCCAAGGCCUCCAUGUCACUGCACUAUAG
Molecule: messenger RNA, 744 nt
Organism: Cynocephalus volans (Philippine flying lemur)
Lineage: Eukaryota; Metazoa; Chordata; Mammalia; Dermoptera; Cynocephalidae
Gene: PTPRCAP
Product: protein tyrosine phosphatase receptor type C associated protein
Exons: 2
Coding region: 1-744 (247 amino acids)
Source: RefSeq, a predicted model, not a curated record